AUGCAGUUCCUCGUUUUUCUCUCCGGCGUCUUUGGCUGGAUCUAUACCAUAUGUUGGUCUGCGUCCUUCUACAGCCAGCCGCUUCUUAGCUGGCGCAGGAAGUCGACAUCGGGAACAACUGUGGACUUUCCGCUGAUCAACACCUUCGGCUUCUGCGCAUAUUUCACUUCCAACGCUGCUUUCUACUGGUCACCCUUGAUCCGCCAUCAAUAUGCGCUUCGCAACGGCGAGGGCCAUGCGCCGACCGUUGCAUUCAACGACAUCGUCUUCGCCCUACACGCCGUAAUCGUCUGUGCCAUUACGACGUCACAAUAUCUGCUACCCUCCCACUGGGGCUUCACACAUGCGCCCGGCACCAAGCCCUCACGCCUGAUCCUCGGCGUAAUGACCGGCUCCCUCGUCGCCAUCGCUAUCGUCAUCUUCAUCGUCGCAGGCCGAGAUCCCUCUGCAGAUGCGGCACACGCUUGGGCAUGGCUCGAUGCUGUAUAUAUGAUCUCCUACGUCAAGUUGUUCGUCACCCUGAUCAAGUACGCCCCACAGUUGUGGUACAAUGCGAAAAACAAGAGCACAAAAGGCUGGAGCAUUUGGCAGAUCCUGCUGGACUUUGCCGGCGGCAUUCUGAGUAUUGCCCAGCUGGGCAUCGACUCGUACCUCCAAGGAGAUUGGAGUGGUAUUACAGGUAACCCUGUGAAGUUCGCCCUCGGCAACAUAUCCAUGCUGUAUGAUCUCUGCUUCAUGACCCAGCACUUUAUCUUGUAUAGAGGCAACGAUGGAUCCAAGGGCGAGCGGGAGGCAUUGCUUGAAAGGGGUGAGGAGGACAGGAGGUUGGAUUGA
Messenger RNA from Truncatella angustata, 834 nucleotides. RefSeq lists its product as uncharacterized. Bases 1 to 834 code for a protein of 277 amino acids. Gene Ontology annotation, cellular component: fungal-type vacuole; vacuolar membrane. Gene Ontology annotation, molecular function: L-cystine transmembrane transporter activity. The transcript is spliced from 2 exons. The record is from RefSeq and is a predicted model, not a curated record. Lineage: Eukaryota; Fungi; Ascomycota; Sordariomycetes; Amphisphaeriales; Sporocadaceae. Gene Ontology annotation, biological process: L-cystine transport.